Molecule: messenger RNA, 842 nt
Organism: Effrenium voratum
Lineage: Eukaryota; Dinophyceae; Suessiales; Symbiodiniaceae
Source: the annotation of a GenBank genome assembly
GAGCAACGCCCACAUCUUUUUGAUCCAGCACCGUGCCGGCUGGGUCUCGGAGAAGGAGGGUUACACUUGGCAGCCGCAGAUGGGCUGGGAGUCGAUCUUCGUGGACGACUUGCAAGGCUCCGGAGGGGCGCCGGAGGGCCAGCUCAUGGGCCAAUCCUUGAAGGAGUUUCUACAGCUCUCGGUGCACGAGCUACAGCAGAAGCAGCGCAUACCUUCGCUGGCACAGACGCUGCUGGCGCGGGGCACCACGUGCCUGGCGCGCUGCGUGCCGCCGUCCCUGGGCCUGGCCCAGGUGGCGGAGCGCGUGCGCGCGGUGCGCCAGGCGCUGCAGGACUUGCCCGGCUUCGUGGAGGCGGUGGAGUCUUUGGCUAUGCUGGUGCUGAUGCAGUGGAGACCAGAGCAGAACGGCCUCCAUUUGCACCUGAAGCUGGCGAUGCAGGAGAUGCGCUUCGGAAGCCUGCGGAAGUCGGUGUGGCUGUCCAUUGAGCGGCUGCAGCUGUCAGCGCUCACGCACGCGCUGCGCUGGCUGGACACGGACUUCAACCUCCGCCACGUCUUGCACCCCAGCAGCGCCUGCUGCCGCCUCUGGCUGCAGCUGGCGCCCCGGAACCCCGCGGACCCCGCGGCGGCGGCGAACGCGGCGCCGCAGGUGAUUGCUGCAGCGCUGAAGCCGGGGGCUGCGUUGCAAGGCCCGGCGCCGGUGGCGAACCACGGGCGCGGCGGCCCGCUGCGCUGCCGCUGCCCCUUCUCCGCGCGGCUCCUCUCCGGGUGUGCUGGGGUCACCAGCGGCUUGGAAGACCGCGACCCCGGGCGUCUGAGGAGCCUUUGCGCCAGGAUGAUCG